AUGGAGGACAACCAGGUUAUGUCUGGUGGCGCCACUGAGGAUGCUCAGGCUAUUAACGUGGCACAGGAUGCCCCAGGUGAUGUGAUUACCACUUCCGGAUCGCAAUCGCAUCAGGGAUCUCCCGAGAAAAAGACCGAGACUGUUUCGGAUACUGAUAAUCCGCUAGAUGCACCCGCUUCACCCAAGCCCCAGAAUGCCGAUGGCGAACCCGAGGAUGAAGAGAUGGGCGGCACCGAGACGGAGACGAAGAAGGAGACCGAUGGAGGCGAGGAUCUCGCUGAUGUUGCCGCACAGUCCGGCGCUGAAGGUGCUACAGAUGAACAGCCGGCGCAGGCCAAGGCAUCCAUUGAGGCCUCUGCGCGCUCACAUCUCGUUUCGCAAACCCACGCCAUCAUCCUCCCCAGCUACUCUACCUGGUUCGACAUGCACCUCAUCCACCCGAUCGAGAAGAAGGCUCUGGCGGAGUUCUUCAACGGCAGAAACCGUAGCAAGACCCCUGCAGUUUACAAGGAUUACCGUGAUUUCAUGAUCAACACCUACCGUUUGAACCCCAUUGAGUACCUCACAGUCACUGCGUGCCGCCGCAACCUUGCUGGUGACGUGUGUGCGAUCAUGCGUGUGCACUCCUUCCUGGAACAAUGGGGUCUCAUCAACUACCAGGUGGAUCCCCAAACGCGUCCGUCCAACAUCGGCCCCCCUUUCACUGGCCAUUUCCGAGUGGUCGCCGAUACCCCCAGAGGCCUCCAGCCAUUCCAGCCCGGACCCAACCACUUUGUCAAGCCUGGAAAGCCUCUGCCAGCUACGGAUCGUGCAGCAUCAGCGACCCCAGCUGCCAAGGCCGACCUGAACCUCGAGAUUCGUCGCAAUGUGUAUGAUGAUAAGGGCAAGGAGAUCACACCUGCCACGGAGGACAAAGACAAGCAGACCAACGGCGAAGGCUCAACGAACGGUACGACGGGCGAUUCGACCAAGGCGAUGGAGAGCGCUUCCAAGGAGCCGAGAAAGAAGUUCAACUGCUUCUCUUGCGGCAUCGAUUGUACUCGCCUCAGAUUCCACUAUGCCAAGGCAACACCCGCAACCGCCAACCCAGCCGCACCUGACACCAAGUACGACCUGUGCCCCAACUGCUUCCUGCAGGGCCGGAUGCCCUCCAGCCACAGUGCCUCAGACUUCGUCAAGCUUGAAGACAGCCCAUACUCGAUAGCCCCCGAUCGGGAUGCGCCAUGGUCGGAUUCGGAGCUUGUUCUGCUGCUGGAGGGAUUGGAAAACUUUGACGACAACUGGGAACAAAUUGCCACUCACGUUGGAUCCAGGACAAAGGAGGAGUGCGUGAUGAAGUUCUUGCAGCUGGAGAUCGAAGACAAGUAUCUGGAUGACAUGCCUGAAGUUCGGGCAGGCAGUGGGCGGGAGCCUAUCAGCCAGGCCGAGAACCCUGUCCUGUCCGUUGUCGCUUUCCUUGCACAGAUGGCUGAGCCUGCAGGCAAGGAGAAGGAAGGCAGUGCGACAGUCAAGGCUGAGGAUUCCAUGGAAGUGGACUCUGCUCGUGAGGAAGCAACCGAGCAAGCCGUCGAGGUUGCUGGUUCCGACAAGGGCAAGGCUUCCCUUCCCACCGUGGCUCUUGCCGCUUCUGCCGCUCGUGCUGGCGCCCUGGCUUCUCACGAAGAACGUGAAAUGACCCGCCUGGUUUCCUCGGCCGUCAAUGUUACCCUCCAGAAGUUCGAGAUUAAGCUGCAGCAGUUCAAUGAGAUGGAGGAGAUCAUCGAAGCCGAACGCCGGGAACUCGAGCUUGCUCGUCAGCAGCUCUUCCUCGACCGCAUGGCCUUUAAGAAGCGCGUCAAGGAGGUCCAGGACACCCUGCAGGCCGUCAGUCUUCNAGGCCCUGGUGAGGAGACCAACAACAUGCUUGCCGAUGCUGCUACGACUGGGAUUGGCAACCGCUAUAACUUCCAACCGGNAGGAGGUGACGUUAGAGGCGUGCAGCCACUGAGUGCAGAAGCAGGCGCUGACUACAAGACGUUGGACCUGUAA
Molecule: messenger RNA, 2028 nt
Organism: Aspergillus niger
Lineage: Eukaryota; Fungi; Ascomycota; Eurotiomycetes; Eurotiales; Aspergillaceae
Exons: 4
Coding region: 1-2028 (675 amino acids)
Biological process (GO): positive regulation of DNA-templated transcription
Cellular component (GO): SWI/SNF complex
Molecular function (GO): DNA binding; histone binding
Source: RefSeq, a predicted model, not a curated record